Soboliphyme baturini is the source of this 411-nucleotide messenger RNA. Lineage: Eukaryota; Metazoa; Nematoda; Enoplea; Dioctophymatida; Soboliphymatidae. The record is from the annotation of a GenBank genome assembly.
AUGAUGGAGAUAUAUCCUCAGGCACGAAAAGGAAAAUACCGGGUGGUGUGUAUAGGCGUGACGGCGAAAGCGGUGGUGGUGGUGGUGGUUAUGACAAACUCAUGUUCACCAAUCAAUCGACCGAUCGGUAGUAAACAGCGGCUGUUGACACGCGCGCCACCAAGCGUUGAGUUACUGGCAACGAAGCGACUCGGCGCAGCAGAGAAGUGGUCGUCGAGACGGUUUGCUCCGUUGGACGAAACAAGGUGCAACGCAAACACGGGUUUGUCACCUCCGGUCAUCAUUUCGGGAAUGGACACUUCAACGACUGUUGACCGUCUACCCCCGGCACAACCUUGUCCAGAAGUUGUUCAGCCGGAAGUGUUUACGGCGGCGAACGGAUGCGCCAGCGAACGUGACAAGUCAGCGUAA